ACUCCUGCGAGCGCGCGGCAGCGUCUUUACGCACGCUCACCUGCAGUGUCAAAGUUCAGAGGUCGGGUAAAGGUCGUGUUUUGAGUUCAUUUCCCACCACAAGCAAUGGCUUCCAUAAGUUGGUUAACAUGCAGGCGGUUUUCUCGGCUCGUGCGGCGGCCGCUGCUGCUGCAGUAUGUGUGGGCUCCAGCGCGAGCGCUUCACCGGGGGAGCGCGCGACGAGCGGCGGAGAAAACACCGCUGAACAGAUCACGAUCAUCACCGGAACAACAGUACUUCACUGAGCUAGACAGAGCUGAUGCGCUGAUGCUGCGGAAGUCUCAUGAAACAGGAUUUUUGUCCUGGUUCCGGAAUGGUCUCCUGGCAACAGGAAUCGGCGUUAUUGCGUUUGCGCAGAGUGAAGUGGGCCGAGAGGCCGGAUACGUGUUCUUCGUCCUGGGUGGAGUGUGUGUGUCAUUCGGCGGAGCGUCGUACGUGACCAGUCUUCUGACCCUGAGGAGGAUCAUGCUCCUCUCUCGGCUGACUGUGCUGCUCCAUGCGGGCCUGGUGUCCGUUGCCGCCCUCUUCUGGCUGUGUGCGGUAUCGCUCUACAUCGGCCGCCUGGAGUUGGAGAUUAUUCACGAGGAGGAUGAAGAAGAGCACGGGGGAGAUGAAGGCGGGGAGUGUGCAGAAUGCAGGGCGAGACGCAACGCUGAAGAAAAAGGCCAAGACAAGUGAGACGAGAGGAGACUCCCGAGUUCAAAUGGCCUUGUACACUGACUCACAGCCAGAUUUCUGUAUUCACAAGCUGUUUAAACAGCUUUAAGAGGAAAGGCGAAACUGGUUUGUGGAGUUGGGGCUUCUAUCAACAUAAUUGUGCUUGAUUUAUUGGGUUGAGCGAGUUUUUGUGUUUGUAAUAUUCCUGAACAUCAGAUGUCCCACUGCAUACAAAGUGUCAGUGACAUAAAUACAUAUUUUUCUUUUGCAAAAUUUUUGUUGGAUAUGGGGUGUGUGUGCUGGAACAUGAAAGGUAAUUUCUAAACUAGCACUUAUCAGGCAAGUAGUCAAGCAUCUUGGUUGUUCAACUGUUAUAAAUGGACAUGUUCACUAUAUUAUAUAGUGACGUGAUUCAGAAAUAAGUUUUGAUGAUUUUUUUUUUUGAUUUUUUUUUUUUAGUAACUCACUUUACAAUAAGGUUUUAUUUUCUAACAUUAGUUAAUGCAUUAAUAUUAUAAAUGAAUCAUAAAAAACUUUUUUUUUUACAGCAUUUAGGAAUACAACAUAUUAAUAUUAAAAACAAUAUUUAUAUUAAAUAUAUUUAAUUUAUAAUGUAUAACAAUUAUGGGUUUUAUAAUUAAAAUUUUUACAUUUAUAAUUUAAAUAUAAAUAUAUAAUUUAAAAAAAAAUUAUGUGUAGGAAUUAACAUUAAUCAAUAUGUGCUGUGAAAGUAAGUAACAAAUUGAACCUUAUUGUAAAGUGUGCUUUUAUAAUUCAUGUUUUCUACAUAGUAUAGCAUUUUUCCAUCUAUUUAGGCCUCGCUCAGGUUGAGAUUUAUUUUGAAAUGAUUACCUCAUGUCUCUCACAAUUCACUUCGGAUUUCCUGCUCUAGCGGUUACAGUCUUAUUUAAUAAAAUCACACCUUGCAGUUUUGAUAAGAACUUCUAGAUGUAGUCUUCUUCCUCAUGGCUUUUUCUCAACAGAGAUGUCAGCACAUCUUUUCUUUUGUUAUGCAUGAAUCCAAAGAUAUUGUUGGUACCUUUUUUUUACAGCAUGCAGUCAUGCCGGUUGCUGUCUUAGGUGUGUAGAUAUUCUGCUGAUGUGCGAUGUCGUGUCAGGCGUGUGUGUGCGGACCGCACAUGUGCUCAUACAGUCAUUCACUCUACUGGAGUGUGUCUAUGUUUACUUAUCAUUGAAUCAGCGCACACUAACAAUCAGUCAACUCUAUAGAUCAACUCUAGUUUAAUUGCUGUUUUUCCCUGUUCAAAGCAAAUACACAAAUCGUGCUGGACUACAAGAAGGAAUAAUUCAACAGUGUUAUCCAAAAUGUCCCUUACAGAUUAAAUUGUUGUAAAU
Onychostoma macrolepis is the source of this 2052-nucleotide messenger RNA. It is a transcript of the gene tmem160, whose product is annotated as transmembrane protein 160. NCBI's taxonomy places the organism in Eukaryota, Metazoa, Chordata, Actinopteri, Cypriniformes, Cyprinidae. The record is from RefSeq and is a predicted model, not a curated record. The transcript has 4 exons. The coding region runs from base 106 to 717 and encodes 203 amino acids.